This is a messenger RNA of Melampsora larici-populina 98AG31, 1667 nucleotides long. RefSeq lists its product as uncharacterized. The transcript has 4 exons. The record is from RefSeq and is a predicted model, not a curated record. Gene Ontology annotation, molecular function: mRNA binding. Lineage: Eukaryota; Fungi; Basidiomycota; Pucciniomycetes; Pucciniales; Melampsoraceae. Gene Ontology annotation, cellular component: cytoplasm; nucleolus. The coding region runs from base 43 to 1425 and encodes 460 amino acids. Gene Ontology annotation, biological process: nuclear-transcribed mRNA catabolic process, nonsense-mediated decay; positive regulation of translation.
AUCCGAAUCACUCAACCCACAAAAUCAACUAUCAAUCAAAAAAUGACAGAAAGAAACAAAGUAGUCAUUCGACAUUUACCACCAGCUUUACCCGAAGAAGUAUUCUGGAAAACUCUUUCACCUUGGAUCGAUCCUAUCAACGAAUCUACACCUGCUAAAUGUUUAGUUACUUAUAAAUCGUUUAUUCCUGGUAAACUAAGACAAAAUAAAGGAAAAAUCGAUUUACCUUCAAGAGCUUAUCUUUAUUUUUCAAGUGUUGAAGAUUUAGUUGAAUUUCAUCAUGGUUAUGCUCAACAAGCUUUUCGUGAUAGUAGAGGUAAUAUUACUGUACCUAAAAUCGAAUUCGCACCAUUUCAAAAGAUUCCAACCCAAGUCAAAAAACUAGAUCCACGUUGUGGAACCAUUGAUUCUUCUCAAGAUUAUCAACUUUUUCUUAAAAAACUUGAAUCACCUUUAAAUCAAGAAACAGAAGAUGAUUCAAACCAAUCCAAUCUAACUGAAGAUUCAACCAAACUAGAAAUUCCCAAAAUCACACCCUUAAUCCAACACUUACGAUCACUAAGAAAAUCAGCACAAGAAGCCACAACGGCUCAAAAACUACAACAACGCAAUACAACUACUACUUCAGCUUCCAAAGUUUCUUCUAUUAAAGACCCACACGAUUUACCUCCUCAUCAGCUUAUCAAACGAGCACCAACUAGUUCGAAUCAUCAAUCUCUUCCUCUUACUACUAAACCAUCUAAAUCAAGACCCGUUCCUUCUUCCUUUAAACCAUCUAAAGGUAAUCCUACGACAUCUAAUGUACCUAAAUCAACGGGAACAUCUAGUGUUCCAAAACCAUCAGUUAUAGAUCCAGUAGAACCUAAACCUCAAACAGCUCCUUCGAAACCCAAACGAGGUAAAAGAGCCAUCGAUCAAGCCUCCCAAAGUAAACCCAUAACAGAUCCUUCAGGAUCCAAUAAUCCUAAACCGAUUCCGAUGAAGAUCGUCUCAAGACCCAAAGAAAUCUUGCUCAAACCUAGUGGAUCAGGCUCGGUACCUGUCUCAACUGAAAGUUUUAAGACUUCAAAAGUAGGAAACCAAGAAGUUAAUCUUCAUCAACCCAAUCCAAACUUAUCUCAAGAAGGAAAACCUAGUAGUAAGAAACCGUAUCCCAAAGGAUCUUCAUCAACUUCACGACCGAACCCUUCUAAACGAAACCAACCGUCUACCCCAACACUUGGUACGAGUACACCACCCACCGAAACUCGUUCUACAAACGAGACGAAAAGUGCUGCGACUAGUACUACUAAUCCUAGAGCUAGGGGAACUGAAGAAUCGGCUGGGGCUAGAAGAAGGUUGGGGAUGGCUUUAGCUGGGAUAGGAGGAACUAAUGAACGGAAAAGUUCUAGAAAAGACACACCUAAGAAUGUACCUAAUCCUUGAGUGUUUUCUUUGGUUUACAAUUGGUUUGAAUGAGUUUGGAGAUUUUGGUUGAUAAAAGAAUUAUGAGUAUGCAUUAUCAUUAUGAUCAACUUGAUUGAAUUUUUGUAUCAUCAAGGAUCAAUAGCUUUAUAUUUUAGAUGAGUGUAAAUUUGAAUUUGGUUAUUGAUUAUUAUUUUGUAUUUUUUUUUUGUGAAGGUUUUGUAAGAUGAAAAUCAAAAUUAAAGGUUUUUUUUGAUUGGGUU